CGUCAAUAAAGAUGGUGACUGCCGAAGCCUGAGCGUAUGUUGUGAUUUGUUUUUGUGCUGGAAUGGAACGCAAAGCCGACAGGGAAUAAUUUCUUAUUCACCUGCCAAAUCUUAAAGCAGUCCGCUAUGCAGAAUUGGGAAUCAGCAGCUGCCAAUUAUGCUGCUCAGCAGCAAGCUAUGGGAUUCCCAAACUUGCAGCAGAAUAGUUUACAAGAAGACAGUUUAAGAAGUGCCAAUGAAUGGCAGGUGUGGCAGCAGGAGUAUUCGCAGUGGCAGGAACAAUAUGGGGAGCAGUAUGAAGCAAUGCAAUCCCAGAUGCGUCAAGGAAGUGGCGGUACGGGGUUCGGAUUUGGUGCCGAAGAUCCUGUUUCUCAAUUUUCAAGAGGCGGAGGACGAGGCGGUCGAGGAAGAGGCCAAGGCAACCAACCCUCCUGGGCUGGAGGAGCAAAUAAUCAAAGAGGAAGAGGAAAUAAUCGGGGCCAAAACCAGCAGCCUAGCUGGGGUCGAGGUCAGCAGUCUAAUCGGGGAGACCACCAGCAAGGAGGAUGGUCACAGCAAGGAAAUUGGGAAAACAAGAACAAUCAGCAGCAACAGUGGAGCGGCAACCAGUUCCAGCAACGGGGUGGUCGUGGCCAGCAGCAGAAUUCCGGAGGAAGAGGCAGAGGAAUGGGCAGGGGCCGUGGUGGCGGUGGCGGCCCCAAUAGUUUUGGUGACAACUCUCACCAGCAAAACCAACCCCUCAACUUUCAUCAGCAACAUCAGCCUCCAAACUCGCAUCAGCCAAGCCAGCAAUCUCCGAGCUCUCAUCAGCAAAACCAACCUUUAAACCCUCUUAUGCAAAUACAACCUCCUAACUCAUUUAAAUCAACUCCCAACCAGCAGCAGCUGAACCCCCUGCCACUAGAGUUGAUGAAGCAACCUCCUCCUCCACCACCACCUCAAGAGCAGCCAAAGUUGCCUCAGGAAUCUCAGAAAACGAGUCCUGCUAAACCUGCUGCAGAGGAGUUAUCCCAGGCUGAAACUGAAUUUGAUUUACAGUUUAAAAACUGGGAGGAUCAGUUUGAAAACUGGAAAAAAGAAAACGUAGAUCACCCUGAUAGGCAACAAUAUGAAGAAUAUGAGUCAAAAAUGGAGCUGUUCAGAGAGCAGCUUCUUGCUCGAAGGGAAGUUAUGAAGAAAAAACGAGAAUUAGAAGCAAAGGCCAAUCUGGAAAAACCAAUUGCCCUACCAAGCCCAAUUAUUGCUCAGCAACUUAAGGUUGAAGAGGCACCAAAAAGUAUGACGCCUAAAGGGUUUGUUGAUACCAAGUUGCCAGCACCAGACGUCAAUAAACAAAAACCAAGGUCGAUACAAGAUACGUUACGAGAAAUGGCAAAUUACCCUAGUGUGUCUCCGGCAAAGAAAAUUGGUCCUCUUUGCGUCACAUUAGAUGAUGAUAUGGAAGAGGAAAACCCAUUUGAUACGCCACCCCCAAUUCCUGGGCUUGAAUUUGAGCAAAAUGACCCACAUUUUGACGCGCCUGCACGUAAAGAGGCGUUUUUAUCACCUUCAGGGCCUCUUGGACAAAAUUUAGCAUUUGAAGAUCUUCCGAAGCCUCCUAUGGAUAAAGGUUUCCCUAGACCACCUCUUAAGCAAGGCCAAGAAUUCCCUAAUCAGCUGGACGAUUCAAAUAACUACAAAAGCCCCUUUAAAGCUGAAUUUCCAAGCAAGCCUAAAAACAUGAAUGAGACGCAAAACCAAUAUUCAGGGAACAAUAGAUUUGAAAGUCGAAGUACCCCACAAAGGAUACCACUUACUCCGCAAGAGUUGUUCGGAACUCUACCUGCUGAUUUCAAUCCUUGGGUUGAUCUUGGCAGUGAUGAUGAACUUCCACCAGGAAUAUUUGAUCCUCCUAAAUUUCAACGCCAAGAAAUGAUUAAGGAUUCUGAUAGUGGCCGUUGGGAAGAUUCACAUGGCAGAAUGGAUAAUCAAUCAUUUGCAUCAAAUCAAGGUGCACGCAAUAAUUUUGAAAAUGCUCCUGGGUCCAACUUCCGAUCUGGCUUUGGAGGUAAUAAAAAUCCAAUGGAGAAGAGGUCAUGGAGUCCUGCACCACCUCCGCGACAACAACCUCCAACAGAAUUUGAUCCUGGGAAUCGAGGGCCUGAUAAUAAUCCUUUCUCAAGAAUGGAGACGUUUAAUAGAAUGCCAAACGAGUUUCAUCAAAGUCGAGGCCCAGGCCCAGAGGACCGUGAUCAAGAUAAAAGGAAUUUCCAUCCAGAGUGGGAAGUCGAGGAGUACAAAGCCAAAACAGUAAUUGAAUAUGACCACAAGCAACUUAACGUGGUCACUCCAGGCAUUACUCCUGUAGUCCAGAGUGCUUGUGACAAGAAGAGAACUGUGUUUAAAGAGCCAGCAAAAAUAUUGGACUACAGCCAUACUUCUGAGGCGGAACCAACUGUUUAUACUCCGGAUCCUUUUGAUUACGAUCGUACAAAGUAUAUGAAGUGGGAGAAGGAGGAUUGGCGGAGGUCAGAAAGAGAUCGAGCAGAUAGAGAUGUGUGGGCGCAGGAUGACAGAAGGAGACCUAAACGACCAAGGAAUUACGAGAGGGACAGUUAUGACAAUUAUGAUGACCGAGAGAGGCCUGAUAGGGGUGAUUAUUACAACAAAGACAUCCAAAGGCCUCGAGACAGGGGUGGAGAUUUUCAAGAUAGAAACGACUAUCAUGAACGGGAUCGGCGAAGGAGCUACCCUGAUCGACAAAAAGAUUAUAGAGACGAAGAAUUUAAUUCAAGAAAUGACGACUUUCAGCAUGGCACCUCACAGAGCUCUUCAUCAAGGCCAGCGCAAGGGUGCAUCAAGCCAUCAAAUGAGAGCCCAUCAUUCCCAAGGGAGAACAACAGUCCUACAACAAAAUCUAAUGCAGAGAAAAAAGAGCAUCCGCAGUUAUUGAACAAGAAGAUUUUAAAUGCAUUCAGUGAAUUGGACAAAACUCCAAUCGAAGAGCUCCUUUGCCUACCUGGACGUGUACAGCGGCCAUCCAAGUUUGCGAUCUUCAUGCGAGGCCCUCCUGGAAGUGGCAAAAGUCAAAUUUCGAAGCUUAUCAAAGAUAAGGAAGUGGAGAAUGGAGGCAACGCUCCAAGAAUACUUAGUUUGGACGACUAUUUUAUGGUUGAAGUAGAAACAAACGUCCAGGACGUGGAAACAGGUCGAAAGGUCAAGGCAAAGGAAAUGCAUUACGAGUAUGAAGCAGAAAUGGAGGAGCCCUACCGCAACAGUUUAGCAAAGGCUUUUAAGAAGACGGUGGAUGAAGGAUACUUCCCCAUUAUAAUUGUGGACUGUGUGAAUGACAAACUGAGUCAUUUUGAAGAAAUGUGGCGACAUGCCCAAAACAAAGGUUUCAAGACUUUUGUCGUUGAAGUUAUGGAAGAGGCAAGUGUUUGUGCAUCCCGGAAUGAGCAUGGCAGGUCAUUGGAGGACAUUCAAAAGAUCAUAGCUGGGUGGGAAGAUACUCCUGCUUCUUAUAACAGACUGGACACCUCAGGUCUGUUCCAACAAACUGCCAACAAUGAGAAUGAUGCCAAUGAAGAGAGCACAGUUAAAGCAGAUGCUGACGGAGAAGAGCCUGGAAACCACUUCUCUGAACUUGUAGCCCUCGCUUCUAGUAAAUGGGAUACCAUGGACCCCGAGAGCAAAUUAGACAAAUUGGACGGCAUCAAGAAAAGAGUGGCCAAAGAGUCUCUUUCAAUGGAUGACUGGUUGGGCUUGGAGGAGUUGAGUGACGCUCCUUUGGAGCCAGGAAAGAAAAGAGUGCGCUGGGCAGACAUCGUUGAGAGGAAGGAGCAAGAAAAGAUGCGCGCCAUCGGGUUCGUUGUUGGCCAGACCGACUGGAGUCGCAUGAUGGACCCCACGUUUGGAGGUGGUGCAUUAACAAGAACUAAGUACUUUUAAAUCUUUAUUAUACAAGGACACAUUUUUUGUAAAUACUCCAGUUUAGUGGAAUAAAAUUACUGUGAGUUUAGCAGCUCAA
Messenger RNA from Neocloeon triangulifer, 4009 nucleotides. Its product is annotated as YLP motif-containing protein 1-like. The record is from RefSeq and is a predicted model, not a curated record. Bases 127 to 3930 code for a protein of 1267 amino acids. Gene Ontology annotation, biological process: regulation of telomere maintenance. The transcript is spliced from 19 exons. Gene Ontology annotation, cellular component: nucleus. NCBI's taxonomy places the organism in Eukaryota, Metazoa, Arthropoda, Insecta, Ephemeroptera, Baetidae.